GAUUACUGGAAAGAUAAAGAUAGAAGGGAGAACAACAUUGACUACAGCAGUGGUAGCCGAUAUUGCUCAAGCUGGUAUUCUGGGAGUAGAAUACAUGUUAACCAGUGGAGCUGUUAUAAACUUCAACAAGUUGGAGAUGUCUUUUGAUGACGGAGAGAUGACAGAGCGACACCUUGUGCAAGAUGAGCAGACUCAAAGAAUGAAUACGACAUCAUUGAAUGCACCGAAGAAGCAGAAACAGCCAUCCUCUGACCGAGCAUCAUUACCACUUCCCAUGCAAAGAUCUAAGAAAAACGAGAGAAGAGUAACAUUUACUGAGGUUCUAAAGCAGAAUAAGAAGGCAGCCUUUGAUAAGAAUGUUGAUGCUGAGGGAAGUGACCUGGAAGAGGAGGAAGCCAAAAAACCAAGAGUUAUGGCCAGGGAACAACACAAGGAAGAGAAUUCUACUGGGUCUGAUCCACCAUACCCAUUUGCCCCUCGGGUUUGUCAACUGAUGGCAGACGAGGACAUUCCACCCUAUUCAAGUAAGCUGUUAAAGGUCCACAUUGCUCCUACAGAGGAGGCAAGUCAGAUGGGGAUCAUCGAAUCGGUGUUACCAGAUGCUCUAGAAUCUGAUGAAGUGGAGGUGGUUACUUCCCUGACUGAGGCACGAGAUGGGAUUGCUCUUAUCAAGCUGAGGAAUUGUUCUGCGCAUCCAGUUAGAUUGGAGAUGGGCACAAUACUUGGUGUGUUUAGCUCAGUGGAGAAUCUAGUGUCUCAUUUAGAAGAGCCCCCAGAAGCAGUAAAUCGAAUCUCGGAGAAGAGAGAGCCAGUGGACAAAGAGCCGAUGGCAGGACAGUUGAAAAAUUGUCCACUGAUAGAAGAACAGGGGGAAAGAAAUCCAGCCCUGUCAACUAAGCCCAGAAAAAGGAGGGGGAAGCAUUCGAGGUCACAAUUCAGGCCAAGGACCUGUGAGAGAAACAAACCUGCAAACGAGUAUGCCAGAAAGAGGAUUCUGCACAGGGAGGGUUAUCUCAGGAGCUCCUCACACCAGUGGUACUAUCCAGCUAAGAGCUCCCCUUGUAAGAGGAACUAUCCUUCUAAGAAUUCAUCGUACAAGGAGCAUCCUCCAAAGAGCUCAAUGCAUCAGAAAACAAGUCCAAUUGGUGCUCCUCCAUGGAGCAUACCCAAGUCAGCGAGCAAAACACAGAAAGACCAAGAGCCUCUGAGAGCUGACAAGCUCUUCCUGUAAAGAAGGCACCAGGAGUCAGAGAGUGAAGACAGUUAUCAGUUACAGUACAUUUGUUUUGAUAAUUUGCAGGAAUUUUGUUUUAUGUGAGGGCACAUAAAAGCUAGAAGGGGGGUAUGUGGGAAAAUUUCAUUUUUUGUGUUUGUCCUUUUUAAUUUUCCCACUGGUGCAGAUUAUUGUUUAAUUCAGUGUUUAAUGGUCCAUUUAUUCAAGGGAUGGGGAAACCCCUGCUCACAAGUGGGUAUUCCAAGACAGGAAGGGGAAUCCCCUCAAUUGCUGCAAUGCAGUGCCCCUGAUUUCAAAAUGUGUUCACCUGUGCCUAUGACUCAUGCCAUCACAUGAUAGAGAAGGAAGGUCGCCAUCUUGAAGGAAGCAGCGUGAAUCAAAGGUUGGGAGGAAAUCCACAUUUAUCACACUUUAGAGUAGCCAUCUGCUAAGGAUUCGGGAUUAAUAACGAAUGAUAAAGCGGGAAGACGCACCAGGAGGUUCUUGAAGGAGAAACAACAGAGAAAACCUGAAUUUUUGGCAACUUAGAGAAAGAAGCAUUUAUUCGGGUGAGGUUUUUCCUUUUUGUUGAUUUGAUUUUAUGGCCAGCAUGCUACUAGAUGCCUCUGACUGACUGUAAUUUUUCAUUCCAUGUGUACCAGAAUUUGUAACUUCAUGGCCAGCAUGCUACUGAGAUGCCUCUGACUGACUGUAGGUUCUAAUUCAUCGGGUAUUGAGAUCUACUGUGUGUCGCCAUUUUGUGUCCCAGGCUUUCCAAAGUGAGAUAUUUGUCAGAUUUAAUGUAAAACAACACCGUGUCAUUAAUUGCCUAAAGUGUUGUCAAGAAUUCUUCACAGUUCAGUGCUGUCCUAGGGGAAGCAGCAAGGAACAACCUGCAAGCAGCCUUGCAUUAUCGUUAGGUGAAAUUGGGAAACUUCCCAACACGGCGAACUAAUUUUGUCAGUUGGUUUCACCGCUGACAGAAAUAGUUCCAGGAAGACUUCCAUCGCAUCGGGCAGUGAGGAGUCUUCCCAGAAAACUCAAGAGCCAUAGAGGCAGAGCAAGGCUAAAGAGCCAGAAGAGUCGAGUCAAGAGUCACAGUGAACUAUUUUGUCAGUUGGUUUCACCGCUGACAGAAAUAGUUCCAGGAAGACUUCUAGAGCAAAGAGCAGCUAGGAGCCUUCCCAGUAAGAAGAGGAACCAAGCUUAAGGGCUAGAGGAGCCAAGCUAAAGAGCUGGACGAGGAGCCAGAGGAGCCAAGUCCAGGAGCUAAAGGAGCCAAGCUUAAGAGCCAGAGGAGCCACGUUCAAGAGCCAGAGGAGCCAAGCUAAGGAGCCAAAGAGCUGGACGAGGAGCCAGAGGAGCCAAGUCCAGGAGCUAAAGGAGCCAAGCUUAAGAGCUCAACGAAGAGCUAGAGGAGCCACGUUCAGGAGCCAGAGGAGCCAAGCUCAAGAGCCAGAAGAGCCAGGCUA
Messenger RNA from Owenia fusiformis, 2685 nucleotides. The record is from the annotation of a GenBank genome assembly. NCBI's taxonomy places the organism in Eukaryota, Metazoa, Annelida, Polychaeta, Sabellida, Oweniidae.